Molecule: messenger RNA, 3973 nt
Organism: Nematolebias whitei (Rio pearlfish)
Lineage: Eukaryota; Metazoa; Chordata; Actinopteri; Cyprinodontiformes; Rivulidae
Gene: gon4la
Product: gon-4 like a
Exons: 26
Coding region: 2-3973 (1323 amino acids)
Biological process (GO): regulation of DNA-templated transcription
Cellular component (GO): nucleus
Molecular function (GO): transcription coregulator activity
Source: RefSeq, a predicted model, not a curated record
AAUGAACCCAGUCCGCAAACGCCUCAAACUGAGCCCGUCCAAACCACAAAAUGCUCUUGGCAGCACCAGCACUGUCCAGAGCUUUGGACCAUCUCAGCCCCACUCCCAUGAUGCUUCGGUGCUGCCAGGAACCAGUGCUGAGGAGGAGGAGGAGGGAUACCUGCUGGUGGAGGAAGACACCACUGAUUCCAGCCUUGUCAUUACUAUGGAAGACAGUCAGAUGAAGGUAAAAACAGCGAGGAGGAAGGCGCUGAAGAAGAAAAAGCAGACACUGAAUGAGGAAGGAACUGAUGAGAAGUGCAGGACGUCAGAAACUGAGGAAGAGGAGGAGACGGGAGUGGAAGUGGAGAUUGACACCCAGCUAGACCAGUCACUGGAGACAAAGUCCAAACAACACAACCUUACCACUGUGAAUGUCAAGAACAUCAUCCAUGAAGUGAUCACCAAUGAGCAUGUGGUUGCAAUGAUGAAAGCUGCCAUCAAUGAAACCGAUGCAGUCCCUCCAUUUGAGCCUAAAAUGACUCGAUCCAAAUUAAAAGAAGUGGUAGAAAAGGGAGUGGUGAUUCCCACCUGGAACAUCUCACCCAUUAAGAAAAGCAGUGAUGUCAAUAAGGCUCCUCAGUUUGUGGACAUUCCUCUGGAUGAGGAAGACUCAUCUGAUGAAGAAUAUCGCCCUGAUGAAGAAGAGGAAGACGAAACAGCUGAAGAUACAUUCCAGGAGAGCGACAUGGAGAGCACAACUUCGUCUCCAAGAGGGAGAAGAUUAAACAAAUCGGAGGAGGACAGCUGCAGCCCCUGGCAGACUUCUCGAGUUCGCUCCAGACGUGUGAAGGUGGGGUUAAUGGGACCUCCCCCUCCCCCUAAAGCCCUGCCGCCUAAAGGUGUGAUUGACAGCUUAUUUCUGGAGAAACUUCAUGCUGUUGAAGAGGAGCUGGCAGAUUGUAUGGAUCCCUAUCAGCGUCUGUCUGAGUCUGAGGAUGAGUCGGGUGUGAUGGCGUACCGGACUAGGUCUAAGCGUCCUCUUCGAGACGUCCCGCUGGGUCAGCUGGAGGCAGAGCUCCGAGCCCCUGACAUAACUCCGGACAUGUACGACUCCAACUCUGCGCCUGAGGACAAAGAUUGGACUGAUUGGUUGUUAGGCCUGAUGAGCUCAGAUGUAGGCAACGAAGAGGAGUGUGAUGAUGAAGAUGAUCCAGAGUACAACUUCCUGGCUGACACUGACGAGCCUGAUUUGGAGGAUUACCGUGAUGACAAGGCUGUCCGCAUCACAAAGAAGGAGGUGAACGAGCUGAUGGAGGAGCUGUUUGAAACGUUGAAAGAGGACCUGGCCGGACAGGAAGUGGAUGAUGAAGGCCAUGAGGAAGAGGAAGAGCCACAGGAGGGAAUUCACACUGUUCAGACACACACAGUUGAAGAGCAGCACGUAAGACCAGCUGAUGAUGAGGCAGAAGAUGAACCAAUGACAGAACUGCGUACGGUGAGGCAGCAGCUGACUUUGAUCCGGAAGAGGCGGCAGAUGAAUGCAUCGUACAGCACGCAUAGUCCAGAACCGUACACACUGAAGCUGAACGCUCGGCAGAAGCAAAGACUGGAGCAGCAGCUUCAACAGCAUGUCCAGUUGCUGACUCAGGUCCACCUGCUGACCUCUCCUGUCCUCAGGCUGCACAGUGAAGCUGAGACCACCAGACAAUUCCUGUUUGAGUUGGACGUGCUGGCUCAGAGGGGCGAGCUCGUUGGGUCUGCGGGUCGUCCUGCUUUUCAAAGCGCUUUCAGAGUCUCCAACCUGAAGGGAGCCCUGGAGCUGCUGGAGGAGCUGAAACAGACUCCUAUCGACUACCAGCCGCAACACCACAAACCUGACGCCAGAGGACACAUGCGCUGCUUCCCCGUCAUGCCCGCUGAGCUGGCCUGGGUAUUAGCUACUCGUCCAGUGUUUCUUUACCCAGAGCUGCUGCCCUGUGCCAGUCUCGACCCGGUUAUGUACUGCCCCCGCAGGACGGCGGCUUUCACUGCAGCUGAGGACUGUUUGCUGGUACUUGGACUCAGGAACAUGGAGGGAUGGUACAAGUCCGACGGAGGAUCCUGCAGUGCUGCAGACCUGGCCUUCAGGUAUCAACAGGUGGUGUGGUCGAUGCCAGUGGCCUGCCGUCAUGUCGAUCCAGCGGUGCGACGCCCUCCUGUGGAGAGAGAACAGACUGUCCUGCCUCUGUGGCUCAUGCGAAGCCUCCCUGUCAUCUAUCCAACCAUCAAACACUUCAACAACCCAUCUGGCUCUGGCCCAGAAGCUCCGCCCUCCUGCAGGAGGGGUAAGGCCCGUCACAGUCACCUGGCUUUUGUGCGCUCCGCCCCUGACACCUACAGCUUCCCACCUGGGACCAGAUACCCGCCUCGCCUCCCCACAAACCUAGACUUCAAACGGUUGGGGUUUGUUCUGCUGCAGCAGCUUCUCCCCUCUCCUCCUCAUGAUUUAUCAUCGGUCUCAGAAGGGCCGCUCAACACCUCCUCCCCUUCUUCUCCUUUACAACCGCUAAGUCCUCCUCAAGACCUCCACCCGACCAAAGCAGACAAAACUCCUGACACCAUAAGUGCCUCCACUGUUUCCUCAGCAUCCAUGGAGCAAAUCAGUCGACACUGUCAGACGCUGGCUGGUCUGAGGAGGAGGAAGUCUGCUGUACCUCCUGCUGCAAGGAAACUUUGCCUGAACAAAAGAGAAAUGAGGAGUGAUGAUAAAGCCCCUGCUUCUCCUCCUUUUUCACCUGAAGGCUCCGCCUCCUUUCAGGAAAUGGGUGAUGAUGCCGUCAUAGUUAAUAACGAAGAGGAAAGGGAAGAAGAGGUGGAGGAGGAGAGUGACCUCCUCCUGGCUCUGUCUGAAUCGUCACCCAGUGCGGCAGGAAGUAUUGCCCACGAGGACGACCUGUCCGAUCCGAAGGAGGCGGAGUCAGAAAGUGAACAAGAAGUGACCGUGGUCCACUCUGAAGCAGUAGAAGAAGAAAAAGAUAACGAAGGGGCAUCUUCAGAUGACUCCAGAGCAUCUGUCAUGCAGCUGCAGGAACUGCUGUCGUCAGAUGAAACUGGAGAUGAUGAAGAUGAUCAGAGGGAGUCGGAGGACACGGUGUUUGCUCAGGAUUAUCUUCACAGAGUAUGUGAAGCGGUGAAGGGGUGCUCAGGCCUUUCAAAGCAGCUGUUGCACAUUUUGGAUGAAUUUUCAGCAGCGGGGCCUUCAGGGGCAUCAGGGACUUUGGAGGUUUUGUACAACAGACUGAGUUCUGUCCUACAGCCGUGGCCUCAGCUGCUCAAAGACUUUGCUGCCUUCCUCAACAGAAGACAGGCUCGAAGUUGUGGACUGCUGUUGGAGCAGCAGCUGUUUGAACGCAGCAGGCGGUUUCUCAAGCGACUGGGGCAGAACCUGGGAGAGAACUCCUCCCUCUACCAGCAGGUGGUUUCUGUCCUGCAGGGAAGCUCCGCCCCCUCAUCAGAAGACAUUGACAAGGUCUCGUCUCUGCUCAGACAACACCCAGACCUGCAGGAAGAGGUCCAAGAGUUCUUCCAGCAGCUUCAUACCUGCUCCUCGCCUGAAACAACCAGCUCUAUGAAACCUAAAUUGGACUCGGCUUCCCAGAAUCCUCAUGACAAGCACAGAAAGACCGUCAGUACUCACAAAGGAAGUGGCAGCGAGGGAGAGGGGGAGCAACAAACUGUCUGUGCCAAAAACAUCGCAGUGACAUCCAACGGCAAGAAGGUCGUCGUCUGGACACGUGACGCUGAUCGCAUCAUCCUGACGGCCUGUCAGCAGAGAGGAGCCAACAGGAACACAUUCAGACAAGUGUCCUCUCAGCUGGGAAAUAAGACGGUCCAACAGGUACGCUUUAGAUUCCAAGACCUCAUGAAGCUUUUUCACUCUGCAUCCCAAAAGCCCACUUCCUGUCCCUCAAAGGGCCAGCCAACAAGCGAGCACAGUGCAGCUCCCGACUGA